AUGCAGUGCAAGAGCACCCAGACGUCAUGGCAGAGUCUCACACUUCCAGGCCUGUCCAUCCUCCGUGUCUUUGGCCUGAGUGCCCAGGACCUGUGGUUCAAGUACGAGGCCUUCCUCCUUUCCCGCCCCGCAGGGCUGCGCGCCAAGCUGUCCAAGUUCAACAUUGACGUUGCGCGCGAGCUGCGCAAGGAGAUCCAGCGCGAGAGCCAGGCCAAGGCUGCUGCGGCGCAGGCCACGCCCAUCGCCGAGAAGUCGGCCGGUGUGAGGCGCAAGGCGGCGAGCGGGAUGGACGGGUUGCCCUUUGAUCUCCACUCGACGCCCGUGAGGCCAAAGACAUCUGCCACCUCGCGCCUUUCCAACGUCGGCACCAACGCCAACCUCCCCUCGCCUGGUGGGUUCGCGACGCCGUCGCGCUCGCUCCUCAUCCCCAACCCCACUACGAGCAGCUACCGCGCCGGUGCUGGCCCGAGCCGCCUCACCGCGCCGGCCGUCACGCCAGUCGGCAAGUCGGGCAGCGCUCCUUCCUCGCCCGUCAGCGGCGGCGAAGGACCUAGUCUCCUGACCGCCCAGCCUCCCCAGCCGUUCGCGCACCGCGCCAACCCCCACUCGCUCGUCGAAACCCUCAACGGCCAGCUGUCGGCCAGCACUGGGGUUCCAGAGCACACCACCCGCGCCCGCGUCAAGCUCUCUGCCACCGAGGACCCAAAAGACUGGGACUACCGCUACAUGUUUGAAAAGAUUAGCGCGCGGUCCGAGGCGCUCGACGAGCAGAUUGACCAGUAUGCCGAGAACAUGAUCCAGGACUACGGCCUCACCGACUUUGGCGACCCGAGCCUGGUGUCCGACGACGUCAUCUACACUGUUGGCCGUAUCCUGUCCCCGCCGACAGACAAUAACAAGGCGACGGCCGCGAGCUUGUACCUCCAGCCCAGCCGCAUGAUUGGUGGCGGCAAGCUCGUCCAGCUGACCUUUGCCCCGCCAGGCGUGCUCAAGGUGCGCGGUGGUGCGCCGGGUGUGCGCGGCUUCGGCGUCUACCCUGGCGCGAUUGUCUGCGUCAAGGGCAAGAACGGCGGUGGUGACGCGUUUGUGGUCGAGGAGGUGCUCAUGCCCGCCGCACUGCAGCCCCUGCAAUCGCUGAAGUCUGAGCUGGUUGAGUUCCAGCAGAGCGACCGGUUGGGCGGCCUGCCCAUCUCCGUUCACGUCGCUGCUGGCCCGUACACGCUCGAAGACAACCUCGACUACGAGCCCCUCGACGCAUUGGUAGACGUGGCGUGCGACGAGAGACCUGAUGUUGUGAUUCUGCUCGGCCCCUUCGUCGACGCGUCCCACCCGCACAUUCUCAACGGCAAGAUCACGUCCUCGCCCACAGAAAUCUUCCGCGAGCAGAUUGCGUCGCGCAUUGCACGCAUCAACGAGGUGUCGCCUGCCACGAUCGUCAUUCUCAUCCCCAGCGUCAAGGACCUCAUCAGCAGGCAUGUGGCGUACCCGCAGGCGAUGCUGGAGCGCGAGGGCUUAGGUCUGAGCAAGGCAGUCAAGCUCCUCCCCAACCCCUGCACCUUCUCGAUCAACGAGAUUUCUAUCGCGCUCGCGUCCACCGACGUGCUGUUCCAUCUCCGCCGAGAGGAGGUGUUCCAGCGCGCCGAGGAAGCCGACCCCGAUCCGAGCGUGCCAGCCGGCGGCAACCCGCAGGGCGACGCGAUCGCCAACGCUGUCCGGCAUGUACUUGGCCAGCGACACUUCUACCCCCUGUUCCCGGCGCCAGAGAACGUUUCGCACGAAGUCAACCUCGACGUGACGCACUGGAACCUGCUGCGGCUGCCCGAGUCGGCGCCAGAUGUGCUCAUCCUGCCCAGCAAGCUGAAGCACUUCUCAAAGGUGAUCGACUCGUCGCUUGUGGUCAACCCCGGACACUUGUCCAAGCCCCACGCCGGCGGCACAUUUGCCAAGCUGACGAUCCACCCUACGCCACCGGAGGUGCUGGGCGACGGCGACGUGGAGAUGGAUGGCGGUGUGGCCGAGCACAGCGUGUGGGAGCGUGCACGGAGCGAGGUGUGGCGUGUGUAG
This is a messenger RNA of Vanrija pseudolonga, 2064 nucleotides long. RefSeq names its product DNA polymerase alpha subunit B (gene pol12). NCBI's taxonomy places the organism in Eukaryota, Fungi, Basidiomycota, Tremellomycetes, Trichosporonales, Trichosporonaceae. Gene Ontology annotation, cellular component: alpha DNA polymerase:primase complex. Gene Ontology annotation, molecular function: DNA binding. The coding region runs from base 1 to 2064 and encodes 687 amino acids. Gene Ontology annotation, biological process: DNA replication; DNA replication initiation. The transcript has 8 exons. The record is from RefSeq and is a predicted model, not a curated record.